Messenger RNA from Pseudophryne corroboree (corroboree frog), 7451 nucleotides. RefSeq names its product shroom family member 2 (gene SHROOM2). Lineage: Eukaryota; Metazoa; Chordata; Amphibia; Anura; Myobatrachidae. Gene Ontology annotation, cellular component: cortical actin cytoskeleton; apical junction complex; adherens junction. The transcript is spliced from 11 exons. Bases 841 to 6141 code for a protein of 1766 amino acids. The record is from RefSeq and is a predicted model, not a curated record. Gene Ontology annotation, biological process: actin filament organization. Gene Ontology annotation, molecular function: actin filament binding.
CGCAUUCUCUCUCUCCCAGGGAUAAUCAGUGAGUGAUUGCUAAGCAGGAGAGGGGGAAGGGAGGGAGCAGCCAGCAGCAGCAGGGAAGAGACUCCUGCGAGCCCGGCUGCAUUAUUUAGCUCCGUGCACCCUCAGCAGGUCCCAGUCGCCAGUCUCCGGCUGAUAUAACAAUAACACGCCGUGCCCGGGAGAGGGAAGCAGCAACAGGCUGCAGUGAGGGCAGCAGCAGGAAAGAGCUGGAGGAGCUGGAACAAGUUCGGAGCAGAGACACUGGCAGCGCCGUGCCGGGGAGGGGACAGGACAUCGUCAGCUGUGCGGCUGGGAGGAAGGUGACUCUGAGCAACCUGUGAUCGCGGUCACUGCGGCUGUGUGCCAGGACAGGUGGCUCCUGGAGAACUCCGCAAAGUGACGCCGGGACUGUCUCUGUGCUGCUGGGACAACUGGGACCAGGGCAUGUGUUACCUGCUCCCCGGAUCUGAUCCCCCGGGGGCAGCAGAGCAAUGGGCAGAGCAGCAGUAGCGCCCCCUCUGGGCAUGUGGAGUAUGUACAGCCGGAACUCUCCUCAUUGCUUAUAGGGACCUAUUAUUAUUAUUUGACCAGGAAUAAUCAGUAUAUUACCAGCUGCGGCUUACUUCAGAUAUCCUCACAGUAAAUGCAGUACGUGGAUUGUUUCUGCUCUUUCUAAUAAACUUGGUUACAUUGUAUCUGCGCACUAUCAGGAAUACUUCUGUUUGUUUAAUGGGAGGAGAGUACAUAAUGGUCUCUUCAGCCUGACUUCUGCUAUGUAGUCUGACCGAGAAGGCAAUAUUCUCCCAUUCUUUGUUACUUCUGGAGGAGUACAUGUCUGGGACCGUACUGGCCAGCACCAUGGAGAGCCUGGAGACUAGAGGGGGACAAGACAGGUUUGUGCCUGAUGUCCUGAGGACUCCCCCAAGCUUGGACCAAGGGCAGAACAUGAUGAUGGAGAGGAAAGUAGUGGAAGGCUGCAGAUUGGUGGAUGUAUUUCUCACUGGUGGGGCUCCUUGGGGAUUUACCUUGAAAGGCGGUAAAGAACAUGGAGAACUUCUAAUUAUCACUAAGGUUGAAGAAGGGAGCAAAGCUGCAGACACUUUAAUGGCAGGAGAUGAAAUUGUCAAUAUAAAUGAUAUACCACUCUCAGGUUACCGUCAAGAAGCGAUCUGUUUGGUAAAAGGGUCACACAAGACAUUAAAAAUGAUCGUAAAAAGGAAAAAUGAUAUUGCUUAUAGACCUCAUUCCUGGCACUCAACAAAAUUUAUUGAAAAUCCGAUGGAGACUUUGACUGCACAACUAUCAAAUUCAAAUUUGAACCCUUCCUGGGACCCUAGAAACCAUUCCAGCUCUUCAUCUCAUGACUUAUCCAACUCUUGGGACCAAACCAACUUGCAGAGAAGUUCUGGACAUUUCAGCUCAAUGGGUAGUAUGGACAGUAUUGACCAAACCUACCAAACAGGAAGACUUUCUUCUGCCAAAUCUAAUAACAGCAUAGAUUAUUUAGGUAACCAAAGUCAGAGGGAUUCAGCAUAUGGUUCUUUUUAUACCAGUUUCAUCACACCAGAUCAAACCAUAUCUAAAACUGCUUCUGCUUCAACUGAAAAUUUAUUGUGUAAAAUCAAUGAAAGGGACCAUCCAAAUCCAGGACAUCGUAAGUCUGGCCAGCUCUUACAGGAGAUUGGAGUAGUGGAUAAUAGACAGGAAUAUCAGUCUCCUUCUACAUUCUAUGAGAGUAGUAAGCCACAACGAACAGAUGAUAGCACUGAUUCAAGGCAUUCCGGGCGAUCAAACUUUGGACCAGUCUGGUAUGUUCCUGAUAAGAAGAAGACAACUUCUUCACCUCCUCCUCCGCCUCCUCCGCUUCGCAGUGACAGCUAUGCCAUUACUAAAACCCAUGAGAAAACUGCACCUUCACACACAGAAUUGACAAGCACACCGCACUUUAAUGUUGCAAACCGAUCUAAUUCAAGAACUGAAUGGAAUUCAGAAAUUGCAGAUUAUCAACAAAACCUUGUUAGACUACCAGAUAGGAGCCUAGUAGAUAUGAGGCACAUCAGCAAUUCUACCUACCGGUCUGAGAUCAAUUUGGAUCAAGUAGUACCCUAUCAAGACAAAUACCAGAACAAUGCACCCAACUCCAAUAGAUUACAAUUGUCGCAGUCCACCAGUGAUGUGCGUUUUGCACAACCUUCUUAUAGUUACCAUCACCAACGUCAGUAUAGUGAUGAAAGCACUUUCUUUAAAAAUACAAAAGCCUCAACAUCCAUUAAAGCACAACCACAACAAGUUGCCUUUUAUUCUGGAAAUCGUGAGUUGGUAAAUGACCCAACACUUGUUUACAAUACACAUAGGUCAAGAGUUUCUAGCUCUUCUGAAAGCAAUACUGGGGGAAAGGUAAAGGGAGACAGUAAUAGACAGAGCUGUAGUAACAGUGCAGGUUCAAAACAGCCACCUCAGGGAACAGUUUCUCAACAUCAGUGUAGGGAAGAGUAUGGUAAUGUAGAUAUUUUAUCUAAUAGAAGACCAAUUCCGCAAGACAGUGCUGCCCUGGAUAUCAAUUACUGUCUACCUCAGCAGCACAGCCUAACAUCACCAGAAAACAGGCAGAAGUACAGUCCAAAAAUGGCCGAUAGAAAAGACGGUCACCUGAGUAAUAAUGAACGAAAAAAUCUGGAUUAUUGUGAGGGUCAAUAUAACAAUCAGAAUUUUGCCCAGCCCGAGAUUUCAAGCAAAGCUGUGUCGGGCAGUAAAUACAGGUCUCAUCAGAAAGAUUAUUCCUGGACUGAAGAAGAAGAGAGCAGAAUAACACCCCAGAUUACACCUAUGUUGCAUUCUUUAUCUCAAGAAGGAAGAAAUCAAUUAUCUCAAGAAGGAAGAAAUCAAUCAGUUAGCUCCCCAGAUACCACUGAAAAACAACCAUUCUCAGAAUCAGGUAAACAGUCUCGAAGGAGUGACCGCUUUGCAACUACUCUGAGAAAUGAAAUUCAACAAAGGCGGGCUCGUCUGCAGAAAAGCAAAAGUACAGCAGCUUUGACAGAGUCAAAUGAAGGGGAACAUUCAGAAAACUGGAACCAUGAUUCUAUGGAAAGUAUGAAUCCUUCAUCUGAUGGGUCUUUUUCAAGCACAUACAAGAACCAUUUAAAGGAGGCCCAAGCUAGAGUUCUAAGGGCUACCUCUUUCAAGCGUCGAGAUCUAGAACCUGGACUUAUUGAUCCUUCAUUGUCUCCAGAACCGAGAAAUCAGGUCUAUAACAUUUCAAAGCCAGGUUUUCCUCCAGAUGUCACUUCCAACCCUUAUGAUCUGGUUCAACCAAAGCAAUAUACAUCAGAAAGCAGCUCCCAAAUUAUAUCACGCAUUGGGGGCAGAAAAAGGUUUACAGCACAGCAAAAACUGAAGUCUUACUCUGAGCCUGAAAAUAUGAACGAAGUUGGAAUAUAUGAGGAUACUCCCCAUUUACAAAAGUCAAAUGCAUCCCAAGGAGCUGUUGGAUCUUUUGCAGACAGAUGGAAGUUCUUUGAGGAGACAAGCAAGUAUACACCGCCAGGACCUGCUCCAAAAGUUAUUCCUCAUAGUUUUUCUGAAGAAAAAUAUGAGACCCAAAACGUAAACGAUUAUGAAAAAGAACCCCAAGAUUCAGGGCACGAUAAGAGGUCUCGGGCUGCGUCUUUAGGACUUGACCAGCUAUCGAAUAGGGAAAAGAAUCCUACAGUUCGAUCUGACAAGGUUCGUUAUAAAGCUACUGAUAAUAUUAUAACAGACCAGCCUCAGAGAUUAGGGACUUUUGCAGAAUACCAAGCAUCUUGGAAAGAACAGAAAAAAACGCUAGAAAGGAAGAAUUCUGGAAGAUGUCACUCAGCUGAUAACAUUCUUGAUGCUGGGAUUGAGCAGAGUCAAAAAUCACAAUACAAUCAUGAAAGGUCCAGAUCAUCUCCUACGACCGAUUUCUAUGCACAGGGAGUAAUUGCAGAUUCAAAGAAGCAGCCAGCCAGCGAGAGGGAAAAUUCUGAGAGCGAUCUCUUGUCACACUGCAGCAGCGGCAGUAGCAGAGAGGAAUCCUCUGGAAGCUUCCUCUCUAAGCUCACGGUGUCUAUUCAGUCUCCUACUUCAGAACUGUCCUGUAGUCUUUCCGAGCCUCUGAGGAUUGUGGAAACAGAGGACAAAAGAGAUCUGUCAGCAGUAAAAGAGGACACUGCAUAUGAUAACAAAUGGAAAGUGGCCAGUAAACCUGUAUCUGAAGUACCAGAUGCAUUAAAUGUAUCCCAACAAAGCAGAGCGAGAUCCGGAACAUUGCCCAGUGAUUACAGAUUUGUAAACGACAAUGUGAGAUUAGGGAACAGAGACAUUGGCUAUUCAGCUGUCCCUCUUUCAGAAACUCCAUCUAGCAACAAGAAUUCUUCACAGUCAGAAGAAGGGUACCAGAGGCAAGAACCAGCACCUGUGAGUAAGAAACGAGGACCAGCACCCCAAAGACCACCCCCGCCCAAACUAGACAAAUAUUGGCGGCUGAGCGGUUCUACGUCUUCUCUAGCUGCGUCAACAGAAUCUUUACUGACAACAGCACAAGGGAAGAGUGCCCUGUCUCAGUCCCCUGGCACCUUAGAUUUAAUCAAACAUCAGACAUCACCUGUCCGCAACCCAGGGGUGCCUUCAGAUAAACAUUUACACGUUCAUUCGCAAAAUCAGCAACUUUCUGGGUCAUCAGAGAAUGUCAGCCAGUUCUUAGAGAAGAAAAACAUUAGCACUGAGACUGAAGUGUCCUCAAAGCCUUAUCUGCAAAAGCCUGCGAUGGAGCCAUCACGGUCACCUUCUCCUCAGUUUGCUCCUCAAAAGCUUACAGAUAAACCUCCACUACUGGUUCAGAAUGAAAACAAGGCCAGAAUUGAAAGAGUUAUAGACAACACAAAAGUGAAGAUGGUCCCCAUUAAAAUUGUCCAUUCUGAAAGCCAUGCAGAGAAGGAAAGCAGGAACAAUUUGCUUAGUGCCAUUGAGCCGCUUGCCUUACCUACUGGUCUUGCCAAAGACCAACUGAAAACUCUCAGUACACCUGAGCAAUCCUACUCCCGCUUCUGUGCUUACACAAGGCAUGGCCCAGACCCAGAAGACCAGUUUAGAGCUACAGAGAGUCAACCACCCUUGGAAUUUGUCGAGAGCACACAAGAGAGUGCAGUCUCUUCUCUCUCUGCUGUUAACGCCAAGAGCAAAGAUUUGAUUUACGCUGACUUGAAAUCUGAGGAGUUGAUGAGAGAAAUUGUAGGAAAAGAUAAGUCUCUCGCAGACAUAUUAGGUCCGAACGGCAAAAUGAUGACCACAAUGGACCUUAUGGAAGGGAUAUUUACAAAGGAUGAAAAUCUUCUUGAAGAAGCUCAGCAACGCAGGAAGCUGAAUCCAAAAGUCCCAUCUCCAAGACCUCCUGACGAAAAAAAAGAGGAUCAGAAUAUGGCAGCCAUCUCUCUGACAACCAGUUCCACAUACUACAGCACUUCCGCAGCCAAAGCGGAACUCCUCAUCAAGAUGAAAGACAUGCAGGAGCAGCAGCACACUGAAGAGAGCUCUGAGGAUGAGAUGGACCACAACCUGUUUGAGAAAAAGCAAGAACUGAUAGACAGUAUCAGUAAGAAGCUGCAGGUUCUUCGGGAAGCUAGAGAAACCCUCUUGGAGGACAUCCAGUGUAACAACGCUUUAGGAGAGGAGGUCGAGGUCAUCGUGAAAGAGGUUUGCAAACCAAAUGAGUUUGACAAGUUCCGAAUGUUUAUUGGAGACCUAGAGAAAAUAGUGAAUCUUCUUCUGUCGCUUUCUGGAAGGCUUGCCCGGGUGGAAAAUGCCCUUAAUAACUUAGAUGAAACUGCUUCGCCUGAAGAACGAAGGACACUAGUUGAGAAGAGGAAGCUGCUGACACGGCAGCAUGAAGACGCAAAGGAACUAAAAGAGAACUUGGACCGUCGCGAGCGUACGGUUUUCGACAUUUUGGCUAGUUACCUGAACGAGGAAAACCUUGCAGACUAUGAGCACUUUGUAAAGAUGAAAUCGGCACUGAUCCUCGAGCAACGGGAACUGGAAGACAAAAUCAAGCUGGGAGAAGAACAACUCAAAUGUUUGACCGACAGCCUGCCCUCCGAACGAAUCAAGUAGAGAAUGGCAGAGCCAAAGCUGGACUUCUGGCCGGCCUUCUCCACGCGUUUCUUAAUCUAAAUAUGUGAAAAUGAGUAGAACCCUUCGAGUGGAUGUUACACAAAAUGAAAAAUGCUUCUCGUUAGCAAUAAUUAUUUUGUUUGGAUUAUAUAUAUUUAAUUUUUCUAUUUUAUGUUGGACUCUACAUGGGACUCCAUGCUAUAGAUCCAUAGGAUAGAUGUUUCUGUUUAAAAUGUAAACUUAAAUGUACAAUUUGAAAUCGUCCGUAUAGUGAACUUUGUUACAGUAUACUGCAUGUAGCCAUUAUCGUUAUUCUUUUAUGUGUAACAUAAAUUCCUUGUUACCAAACCCCCCCGCAGCACAGUGAUCAUGCAAAUGACCACAAUUCUGAGCUCAUUAAAAGUUGUUCUAUGUAACAGUUACAUAAUGAAUCGUUAGGAGAAGAUUUCAUUGUGUCUGUUCUGGUCUGAUCCUGCCACAGUCAUGCAGGGGUAUUAUAUAUCACCCUGCAAUCUGCUGUUGUCUGCGGUUCUUGGGAAUGAGCAAUAAAAAAGCAAAUGGUAUCUUUUACAUAUAUUUUAUUUAUUAUGAUAAUAACCAGAGAGGACCCAUAAAGUAUAUAUAAAUCACUACAUCAUCACCAUGACACCGUAGAAUGGACAGCUGAACAUAGCAGCUCUUUGUUUAGUUUCCUUUGUCAUAUUUUCCCUUCAGUUCCAACCAGCAAAGCCAUUUAUCUGGUCUGUAGGUCAGUGAAGGCUUUUGAUAGGGAGAGGCCUACACAGUCAGUAGACACUGGUGUGAGGGAGGAAGACUAUGACCAACUAACUGUCUCUAACCAGAUGGAUGCACAGGAAAAGCUUAGCCAGCACUUGGAAGUGUGUCAUCUUACUGAUGUAUAUUAUGUGUAAAUUAUAUUAGUAACCGAAAUAUAGGCAGUUGUCUGUUACUCCAUUUCCUAUACAUGUGAUCUCUGGGCUGUACAAGCCGCUGAUUUGCUAAAGACUGUAGAUUGUUUUCCUCAAAGAAAUAUUCACCUAUGUGUUUCUUAAAGGGGUAGCCUGAAAAUCUGAAUUUUCAAUCGGUUGUGUAAAUCUCCAUAUCAUUAAACUUUACAGUAUAUCUCCUAAAAUGGACAUUUAUAUUGUUUUGCUCUUCCUCAGAGGUGUUUUAAUUGCAGUACUUGAUUUUAGAUUCCAGAUGUCUGUGUUUGGAUAACUGCCAUUGGCUAAAUGCCAUCGUAUGCAGCAUUGGAAAAUUGCAAGUUAUAAAGCACAAAAUAAAAGGUGUUGCUAAAUGUUUUUACACUA